Molecule: messenger RNA, 5399 nt
Organism: Xiphophorus couchianus (Monterrey platyfish)
Lineage: Eukaryota; Metazoa; Chordata; Actinopteri; Cyprinodontiformes; Poeciliidae
Gene: zbtb25
Product: zinc finger and BTB domain containing 25
Exons: 2
Coding region: 2403-3683 (426 amino acids)
Biological process (GO): regulation of transcription by RNA polymerase II
Cellular component (GO): nucleus
Molecular function (GO): DNA-binding transcription factor activity, RNA polymerase II-specific; protein binding
Source: RefSeq, a predicted model, not a curated record
AAUUAUUAUUUAUUUAUUUAUUUGGCAUUUUCAGACUUCCAUAUAAGCCUGGAAACAAUCUCUGGUUCCAGCUCCUAGAAAUAAUAUGAACAAUAAUAAGAUUUAUUACUUCAAUUAUAUUUGUGUUUUAAAGGUUUUAACCUUAAAAUUAAAUAAAAAUCUUUGUCAUUUUGUCAGAAUCUUUACUUAGGAUGAUUAUUGAUUAUUAACAAGGAUUUAUUUGGCUUCACAGCGAGUUCACGUGACCAGGGAGCCCUUUUGACCCGUUCUCUCGCGAGACGUGACGCGGCUCUUCGCGAGAUCACGUCUGCAGCAGCAAAUCGGCUCCUGAAGACAAUCUACUCGUUUCUGCGGUAAGAGGCUGAUUAAGCCGGCGCGUGCGCGACAAGCGCCGGCCGAGCGCGUGUGCGGGACUCGGGGCGCGUGCUCGCGCGCCUGGGUUUGCGCGGUGUCGCUCAUGGGGACGUGUGUGUGUGUGAGUGUGUGUGUGUGUGAGUGUGUGUGGAGGAGAGCGGGAUGGAUGGAUGGAGGCUGCAGCCUGACGGGCGCGACGCGGCGUGCACGCGCGCCGGCUGCGCUUGACGACCACCUUCGAUCUUCAUCCUGCUCCUCUUCCUCUGCGCGUGUGCGCUGGCAUCCUGCGGGUGACCUUCAGUCAGGAGGUCACAUGUCCAGCUGGUCAGGGGUUUUGGAGGUGGGCGGGGCCACCUGCCCUGGAGGUGCGCUCAGGUUCUGCGUGUGCACGUCUCAGUUCAGACACCCAGCAGGACACGCGAGGUGUGUGUUCACAAACACAGAGGAAAGAGGGACAACAGAGGCCUCAGGAAGCUGCCCGUUACCAGGGUUACGGAUGCUGGAAACAGUCCAGAGGCGAUGCAAAGAAAUCUGAGGCCCAACAUGAGUUAACCUGUUGGCCUUUCAAAAUAAAACUCAAGCUUUCUCAAGUUUUAGAGAACAAAUCAUUCUGAUGGAGGGUUCUGCAGGAGAGUCGGGUUUUUUAAAGAACCGUCUGGUACCGGAGCUUUUCCCCAGUGUCCCCAGUGUUCCCAGUGUUCCCAGUCUGGGUGGGACUCCCUCAGGCUGCAGCUCACUUCUGUCCACCAUGUCUGACUUCUAAACUGGUUAAAAGAAACAUUUAAUAUAACAGAAAAUACUAAUGCUGGUUAAAUUUAAUUACAGUUUGAAUUUAGUUUAAAAUAAAACAAUAAUCCAGACUAGAAGAUAUUAACUUGAAACUUUAUGAUAUUUAUUUAUUUAUUGAUUAUAACAAUAAAAAAUAUGACAUUUCUGCAGAUUUUUCUCAUGUGACUUCAUGUUACUGGAGUCACAGACAGAAAGUUGAUUAUUGCUGUUAAAAAUCAACUUUUUCAGGUCAACUGUUACACAGAAAAAGUGUUUUUUAAAAAUAAUUAGCAACCAAUAACUGUAUGUAAUGUUUUGAUUUAUUGACAUUUAUUGAUGUUUUCAUGAAACCAGCAGUGGACGAUCAGGUGACGUUACCAGUUUUUGGGGGUUUCAAACAUCAAUAAUCGGGAUUUAUUGUCAAAAUAAAAACAAUUUUUUUUAACCCUCAUUAGAAAUUUUUUAUGACUUUAAUCCAGAUUUCCAACACAGAACAAUGUGUGAAUUUAAACAUCUUAAUAAAUAAAUUAUGAUUAAAGAGAAAAUAUACAGAAAUUCUUCUGAUCACUUAAAUUUUUUUUGUGCCUUUUUUAGUUUUAAGAUUUUGACUGAAAUUUCAUGAAAUAUUCAAUACAAAAAAAUUAAAUCUUUCCAUAACUGAUGUCAUCAAAGUGUCUUCAGAGAAUCAUUAUGGAUGGUGAUGCUGUGGAUCUCCAGCAGCAGUCAGUGUCACAACGUGUCUGAGGAGGCCUCUGUUGCUGUAUGACGGUCACAUGACCAUGAUGACAUGCUAACAGGUAGCAGAGAUGAUAUUCAAGGCUAGCUCUGCUAAUCCAGCCCCUUUGCUUUUGCUGCUCUUCCAACCUGCCUGGCCGUUUGGUUGGAGAGAAGCUGGAGUAGGGGAGACCAGCCGCUGGGAUUUGGGGUCAAAGUUCAGGUAAUAUUUGAACUUUUGAGACACAAAUCAGUCAUAAAAACGGUACCUCGUUACCAUGGUUACGCAUCAUCACAGCUGUCAGAAAGUGAAACAGUGAGAGCUGAAAGUAUGAGGUUCUGUUUGGGUCGUGUAGGUCAGGUUCUGACCCGACUUUAGGCUGGUUCUGACCCGGUCUGAACCCAAGAUUCUGACCCGGUCUGAAGCCAGGGUUCUGACCCGACUUUAGCCUGGUUCUGACCCGGUUCUGACCUGGUCUGAACCCAAGAUUCCGACCCGGUCUGAAGCCAGGGUUCUGACCCGGCUCUAGCCUGGUUCUGACCCGGUUCUGCGUUCCAGGCGGGCCAUGGAGGUGUCGUCCCACAGCCUCUUCCUGCUGCAGCAGCUCAACGUGCAGAGAGAGUUCGGCUUCCUGUGCGAUUGCACCGUUGCCAUCGGUAACGUCUACUUCAAGGCCCACCGGGCCGUUCUGGCCGCCUUCUCCAACUACUUCAAGAUGAUCUUCAUCCACCAGUCCAGUGAAUGUAUAAAGAUCCAGCCCACCGACAUCCAGCCGGACGUCUUCAGCUACCUGCUGCACAUCAUGUACACCGGGAUGUGUCCCAAGCAGCCGGUGGACCAGAGCCGGCUGCAGGACGGCAUCAAGUUCCUGCACGCCUACCAGCUGUGCCGCAAGCCGGGCGACGCCGCCGCCGAUGCCGCCGCCGACGGCGUCCGCAUGUCCAACCUGUACGGCAUCCAGAUCUCCUCCCAGCUGGCCAGCAAAGACACGCCGGGCGUCCACAAGGCCGCCGCGGCGUCCCGGGCGGCCCCCGAGCCGCGGUCCCAGCUGUCCCUUGCCGUGGGACUGGACGCCGUCCCACAGGACCACCAGCAGGCGGCGCUGCGCAACAUCUGCUCCGUGACGUCGGCGGACGACUCGGACGUCUCCAGCCGCAUCAAGCAGGAGCGGGUGGAGGAGGAGGACGGCGAGGCGGAGGAUGGAGGCCCGCAGGGCGGCAGCCCGCUGUUCAAAGGGCGCCCCCUGCUGCUGCAGUGCCCGCGCUGCGGGGAGCGCUGCUCCUCGCCGGAGGACCUGCGGGAGCACCUGUUCAGCCACGCCCUGGACCCCGCACGCCUCAUGGACGGGCUCCCGCCGCUGCCGGGCGCCGACGAGCCGCUGCCGGGCGCCGCCGAGCCGCUGGACGCCGGCUGCCUGGAGGAGGCUCUGCGGCAGAGUCAGGUGCUUGCCAACCAGCUGGCGGCGGAGCUGAGGCGGAGCCGCGGCGACGGCGACGGCGGCACAAGCCCCGCCCCCACCGUGCUCCAUUCCCGCAAGCGGAAGAUCGCCUGCGCCGUCUGCAGCCUGCGCUUCUCCCACAAGAGCCAGCUGCAGGAACACAUGUACAGCCACACCGGCAAGCCGGGCCGCUUCCACCGCUACAACCGCCUCUGCAGCCAGCUCUUCCAGGGCUCCGCCCACUUCUGCGACGCCGCCGCCGUCGGCGGCGAGCCGGGCGAUGGGGGCGGGGCCUCGGCCGCGCUCUGCGAGGACGCCAACCGGGACACGCAGGACAACGGCAGCUCCUGCUACUCACUGGACUCCGAGGUGUCCCAGGAGAGCGUGGACGGCGUUCCCGUCGAGUGAUGAUGAUGUCAUCGUUGGGGACUGUGUACCUGUGCAGGUGUGUGUGUGUGUGUGAGUAAGCCAGUCAUUCUCUCAGUUUCUCUCUGGUUUGUGUUGAACUUUGAGGAAUGCUCUAGCUGAUGAUGCUGAUGAUGAUGAUGAUUACGUCAUCCUCAUCUCGGUAGAACGUCCGGUUGUGAGGAAGAGGAUGCUGGGCCGCAGCUCUUCAUCAGCAGACAGCCGUGCCUUGAUGACCGACGGCCGCCUGGCAGCUCCAAGCUACGUGACAAUCUGCAGCUUUUUGACCAACCAGCUCCUGGAUCUGGAGCGGAGUCCUGGUGGAAAGAAAGUACACCCCGCACACUGACACACUGACUUCAUCUUGUUGUUUACGCUGCAAUGCAUUCUGGGUAGAUGACAUAUGCUGCGCUAGCUGCUAUGAAGCUAGCUCCAACCAGACAGAACAGAAACACGGAAUAAUGUUCAAACUCUUCAAUUUGAACUUUAGCUUUAGCUAAUGGUAUUAGCUCUAGUUACUGAUGUUAACUGUGGCUAAUAUUGCUAUCUCUAGCUAAUGGUGUUAAAUCUAGCUAGCAACAUUAGCCAAAACCAUUAGUUAUAGCUAAUGGUUUUGGCUCUAGGUAAAAACAAGAGUCAAAACCUAAACUAUGACUAUUAGCUGUAGCUAAGCUAUCUUCCUUAGCUUCUUAUGUUUUGUUUAUAGGCUAACAUUCCCUGUAACCGACACAAACAACAUAAGAAAAUUAGAACAUAUUUAGUCCAACUAGUCAUGGAUCCAUUUAAGCAUUUUUCUCGUUUUCUGGUGGUUUCAGCAUCUCAGAAUGGAUCCAAAUCAGCCCCAGAUUUUCACAACCUGAGGCUGUGUUGCUGCUCUUUAACCUGAGAAGGGUUCAAAGGUCAAACUGUCUGAAGUUCAAAGGUCAAACUGUCUGAGGUCCAUCAUCCUCCAGAGAGGAAAACAUGUCAGAGAUCUUCCUGUUAGUGAACGUUCUAUCAAAUUCAGCCUGAAAUCAGAGAAAUGGUCUGUUAAAGGCCUCAUUCACAAGAAAAGGUUUAAGGUCAUGACCCUGAGCCAGGUUGGAACACAGCUGGCCUUUUUCCUGACUGUAAACACAGUGGUGGAGGGGUCAUGAUGCGGGCUUGUUUUGCAUAAACUUCUCUGUAUCCUGAAGGUUCUUGAUGAAGUUUGGCCCAAACCGAGUCGUCAACGGAAACAAGAAUGAAGGUGUUUCAGUGGCCUAGUCAAAGUCCAGAGAGCUGAUUGGAUUGGACAGAAUUCAAGGCAUAGAUUUUAUGGGGUGUACUUACUUUUCACCAGAGUUAGAUCAGUCAGAUGUUUACAGGCUCAUGACGAUGUUUUAUUUUCUGGUAUUUUUGAAAGUUUGCAGCCUGGGAUCAGUUUCUGUUUCAGAGAUCUGAUUGGAGGAGAGCAGAGUCAGAAUCGAUCAGGUGUGUUAAUUCAUAAUCAAUAAUCCCGUUCAGAUUAGCUGUAAUAUCAGAAAAACAUCCAAAAUGCUCCUUAAAGCUCUUUGCUGCUGCUGGGGUCAGAGGUCACAUGACCAGGAUGCUCCAGUCAUGGCCACUGAACGCGUGACUGUCGUCUUUCUCUCCGUGUGUCACCAUAACAACAAGAAGUUCAGUGUCGACGUGUUUUUGUACACGUUUUGUUUUUCAUCGAUGGAAAUGUUUUGUAAAUAAAUGUCCUUUUUCCACCAA